This is a messenger RNA of Cucumis sativus (cucumber), 3538 nucleotides long. RefSeq names its product homeobox-leucine zipper protein ANTHOCYANINLESS 2. Gene Ontology annotation, molecular function: lipid binding; DNA-binding transcription factor activity, RNA polymerase II-specific; DNA binding. The coding region runs from base 860 to 3115 and encodes 751 amino acids. The record is from RefSeq and is a predicted model, not a curated record. NCBI's taxonomy places the organism in Eukaryota, Viridiplantae, Streptophyta, Magnoliopsida, Cucurbitales, Cucurbitaceae. The transcript is spliced from 9 exons. Gene Ontology annotation, biological process: regulation of DNA-templated transcription.
GUUUUUGAUCUUUAUUAUGUUAAAAUCCGUGGUGUACAGUGUGAAUAUGAGAACAGAAACGAAAGCAAAAGCUUGAAACUUUAACCUCUUCCUUUGGCCUUUUCCAUUCCUUUGUCUUGUUGUUAAGUUGUUUUCUGUGUUUCUCAUUCUGGGUCUGACAAAUAUGGGGUCAAGCAUGUUGAAUAUUAGGGCUGUGUUUCAUACUGUAUAAGCCUUCUUUGGCUGAUUUUCAUUUUUCUUGGUAGAUAGAGAUAUAGAUAAAGAUUAAAAAAAAUUUUGGAGAUAUGAACGGGAAGGAAAUGAGGAAAAAAAGGAGUUUUCUUGUCUUAUUUCCUUUCGGUUUUUUGUACUUUUCUGCAACUGAUUUUCUGGACGGAGAAAGUGUUCAAAAGAUAGAGACAGGGAGGUGAAAAAAAAGUCAUGAUUCAUGCAUAGGCGUUGACGAGGAAAAAGCUUUGAACUUUCUGUUUUCUAUUGAGAAAUGUAGACUUUGCUGUCAGUUUCUUUGUUUUGCUGAAUAUGUCAUUGCUUUGCUAUAGUCAAACCUGGAAAUCAACUAGACGGUUACUUAUAUCUCUUAGAAUUUCCCAUUUUUUAAGCCUUUAACCCUUUGAAGCGAACGUGGAAUCCCUUAAAUUCAGAGUGCCAAAGAAUUUGCUUACCUAAACAAAACAAAAAAAGUUGUGUAAUCUGUGGAAUUUUGGUGGUUUUGAGCCCUGGCUAAUAAAGCCUCAUCAUGCCUGGUGGUGCAAUUACUGAUCCCAGCUUUCUACCUUACCCAAUUCCCAGUUCAAUGCCUAGUUCCUCUGAAUUCUCCAGUUCCUUAGUAUGAACCAUUUUGUUCCACUUCCAUAGGAAAAUGGAUGGUUAUGGAGAAGUAUGUCUGCUUGGAGAUGGCUUUGAUCCUACUGGAAUUGUGAGGAUAAGGGAAGAUGAAUAUGAUAGCAGAUCAGGCAGCGACAAUAUCGAUGGUGCUGUAUCGGGGGAUGAUCACGAUGCUAACGAUGAACAACCACCAAAAAGGAAGAAGUACCAUAGGCAUACUCCCCAUCAGAUCCAAGAGCUUGAGAUUUUCUUCAAGGAGUGUCCCCAUCCCGAUGAUAAACAAAGAAAUGAGCUCAGUAGAAGGCUUGGUUUGGAGACAAAGCAAGUGAAAUUUUGGUUUCAAAAUCGUCGAACACAGAUGAAGACACAAAUAGAACGACACGAGAAUGCAAUUCUUAAGCAAGAAAAUGAUAAGCUCCGGGCCGAGAAUAGUGUGAUGAAGGAUGCUAUUUCUAACCCAACGUGUAGUACUUGUGGGGGCCCUUCAAUUCCUGUUCAUUUAUCAUUUGAAGAACACCAGCUUAGGAUUGAGAAUGCCAGAUUAAGAGAGGAACUGCAUCGGUUAUAUGCUGUCACCAACAAGUUCUUGGGCUGGCCAGUUGUGCCGUUUGCCAAUCAUGGCUCUUCGCCAAGUUCUGACUCUUGCUUGGAACUUUCUGUAGGAAGAAAUGGACCCGGAAAUUUGAGUACCGUUUCCGAUUCUAUGGGGCUUAACUUGGGAAACGAACUUUUCAGUGCUGGCUCUGUGAUGCCUAUUAGUAAGCCUGACAUAGGCAUGCUAACUAAUGAUAUACCACUUGAGAGAACAAUAUAUGUGGAUCUUGCUUUGGCAGCUAUGAAUGAAUUGGUUAAGAUGGCUCAAAUGGAUGGUCCCCUUUGGAUCAGAAGUCGGGCCGACAGUGGCAAAGAGACAUUGAACCUUGAUGAAUAUUCAAGGACAUUUCCUUCUUCGGCUGGUAUGAAGCACACUAAUUGGACAACAGAGGCGACCAGAGAUACUACAAUGGUCAUCAUCAACAGCUUGGCACUUGUUGAGACAUUGAUGGACGCAAACCGAUGGGCAGAAAUGUUUCCUUGUUUGAUUGCUCGAGCUACUACAACCGAUGUGAUAUCAAGUGGCAUGGGUGGAACUAGAAAUGGUGCAUUACAAUUGAUGCAUGCUGAACUGCGAGUGCUUUCCCCACUCGUUCCUGUUCGUACACUUAAGUUCCUCCGCUUCUGCAAGCAGCAUGCUGAUGGUCUAUGGGCUGUAGUUGAUGUUUCCAUUGGAGAAGGUUCAAAUUCAAACUCAUUUUCCGGUUGCAAGAGACUCCCUUCAGGCUGUGUUGUGCAAGAUAUGCCCAAUGGUUUCUCCAAGGUUACAUGGGUGGAACAUACAGAAUAUGAUGAGACGGUCAUACACCAGCUUUACCGCCAGUUAAUUAGUUCGGGCAGCGGCUUUGGUUCACAACGGUGGCUCGCUACCCUUCAAAGACAAUGCGACUGUUUGGCAAUUCUUAUGUCCUCUACUAUCCCCACCGAAGAUCCUGCAGGAAUAUCGCCAUCUGGUAGGAGAAGUAUGCUGAAGCUGUCGCAGCGUAUGGUGGAUAACUUCUGUUCUGGGGUUUGUAGUUCGACUUUGCAUAAGUGGGACAAGCUCGUUGUAGGCAAUAUUAGUGAAGAUGUAAAAGUGAUGGCUAGAAAGAGUAUCAACGAUCCUGGUGAGCCACCCGGUAUCGUGUUGAGUGCUGCAACUUCGGUUUGGAUGCCAGUAACUCAACAGCGGUUGUUUGCAUUCUUGCAAGACGAGUGCUUACGAAGUGAGUGGGAUAUUUUAUCCAACAGCCGGCCAAUGCUAGAAAUGCUCCGCAUCUCGAAAAGCCAGGGACCGGAUAACCGUGUUUCUCUACUGUGUGCUAAUCCCAUGAACGCUAAUGAGAACACAAUGUUCAUAUUGCAAGAGACUUGGACUGAUGUAUCAGGCUCACUGGUUGUUUUCGCUCCAGUCGACACAUCGUCGGUUAAUUUGGUAAUGCGUGGAGGAGAUUCUGCUUAUGUAUCACUAUUACCAUCAGGAUUUGCAAUUCUCCCCAUUGAUCAAUCCAACUAUGCUUGUACAAACGGCGAAGACGCAACAGUCAAGUCAAGCAUUAACAGUGGCCAUGGUGGUGCAUGUCUCCUCACAGUUGCAUUCCAGAUUUUGGUGAAUAGCCUUCCAACUGCCAAACUCACCGUCGAGUCAGUUGAGACAGUUAACCAUCUCAUUUCUUGCACCAUCCAGAAGAUCAAAGCUGCCCUUCAAGUAUCGUAACGAUACGUGCUCAUCAAGCAAGCUUUUGGUGCCUUUUUCUGUUUUCUCUUUUGUCAAAAAGGUAGGCUCAUAUGCAAAGGUUAUGGAAAAAUUCAUAGAAUGAACAUGAAAAGAGCUCAGACAAAGAAUGUUGAAACAUAGGUUACUAGUCAAGAACGAACCGCAAAUACUAGAUUUCAUAUCAGGUUUAUACAAGUUUCAAAGGAUGUGAUUGUUGUUAGGGUGGUUCGGUUCGGGUAUUGACUCGAUGACCGGUGAAGAGAACUUAUUUGUAUGUUUGUCUUGAGUUGUGAAACUUUUUGUGAUGUAGUUCUCUACUUUGUUUCUCCAACCUCUGAUUUUGAUUUACGGAUCUAUGAGCUGUCAUAAAACAAAGGCCCAAUAAGGCCCACUAGAUCUAACAUUCUCCAACUCAAUUUCAGA